UUUUUUAUUCUGUUCACAAGAGUUUCUUCACAGUGGCAGAAGCCUUGGUGGCUUUUAAUAGCCUAACUUGCGCUUAGAUUUUGAUGGAAUUUCUUGUCGUAAUUCAUUUCCCCAAGGCCCCCCGUGGUUUAAGCUGUGGAUUUACCUCCAGGCUUCUGAGUCCCCUAACACUAACAUCUUGCUUUCUUGGACUGAGGCUUAGCCACGAUUUUCCCAUAUUGAAACUACCCUCUUUAAUUCCACCAGACUUACUGUUUCUGGCUGCCAGGGCACUGUUCCUGGGCCCCUCAAGGCCCCCCUGAGAUGCUACCUUGCUGAUGGGGUGGGCCGCAAACACACGCGUUCAGGCCCACUAAGCCUCACUGGAAACACCUGGAGACUCUCCCGCCCCAGGUUUCCACCUGGAAGGAGUUAAGAUAAAUUCCAAGAAGGCGGAAUCCAGCUGGAAGAAGUUAAGAUAAAUUCCAAGAAGGCGGAAGGCAAAAGGAGCUGCGCGCCUUCUCGGCGAGACUGCGGGGAGGCCGGGGCCCUUCCUGAAUCUUCAGCAGCGGCCUCCAGUGCCAUCUUGUCGCCAGCACUGCCAGGUGACGAAACAGGCAAGUCAGUAACGAGUUUGAUGUCCCUUUAUUCAGGGAAAACAGCCCCCGGAUUGGGUGGGGGAGCGGGCGGAUGUGGUACCUUCCACACCGCGGCGCACUCUCCCCCAGGGAUUUGGGGGCAAGCUUGGGGUUGGUUUCUAGAGUCUUAGAAGAGGCAAGGCGGAGACAGGGCAUGGAGGUCAGGGAUUUCCCUACAAGGCCGGCUGGCCGUGUUUUCUAGCGUCAGGUAAUCUCGCGAGCUCUGAGCUGGAGAACGGUGAUUGACGCGUGUUAGCUCUCCUGACACACGUUUGUUUGCGGGGGCCGCUGACUGGAGUUUAGAUUUGUGACGUGAGCCAGGCCCCUGGCAAGGCCUCCAUUUCGUGGGUCCUGAUUGAUGACUCGAGAACAAUACAUACUAGCAACACAACAAAACAACCUGCCAAGGGCUGAGAAUGCACAACUUUACCCAGUGGGGAUUUAUGGAUGGCGAAAGAGGUGCUUAUACUUCUUUGUCCUUCUGCUGUUGGUUACCAUGAUAGUUAACUUAGCCAUGACAAUAUGGAUAUUGAAAGUGAUGAAUUUCACCGUGGAUGGUAUGGGAAAUCUGAGAGUCACCAAGAAGGGAAUCCGACUUGAAGGUAUAUCUGAGUUUCUACUUCCAUUGUAUGUGAAAGAAAUUCAUUCCCGAAAGGAUAGUCCACUGGUCUUACAGUCUGACAGGAAUGUAACAGUGAAUGCGAGAAAUCACAUGGGGCAGUUAACUGGACAGCUGACAGUAGGAGCUGACGCUGUGGAAGCUCAGUGUAAGAGAUUUGAAGUGAGAGCGAGUGAAGAUGGCAGGGUGCUGUUCUCUGCAGAUGAAGAUGAGAUUACCAUUGGGGCUGAAAAGCUGAAAGUUACAGGCACCGAAGGAGCAGUAUUCGGGCACUCUGUUGAGACACCUCACAUCAGAGCAGAACCUUCCCAAGACCUCAGGCUUGAAUCACCCACCAGGUCCUUGAUCAUGGAGGCUCCUCGAGGGGUCCAGGUCAGCGCCGCUGCGGGAGACUUCAAGGCCACCUGCAGGAAGGAGCUCCAUCUGCAAUCUACAGAGGGGGAGAUCUUUUUGAACGCAGAGAAAAUCCGGCUGGGGAAUCUACCGACCGGCUCUUUCUCAUCGUCUUCACCCAGCUCCUCAAAUUCUCGGCAGGCAGUGUACGAACUGUGUGUCUGCCCCAAUGGCAAACUUUACCUUUCUCCAGCGGGACUAGGUUCCACUUGUCAGUCCAGUAGCAGCAUCUGCUUGUGGAGCUGAAGUGACUGAUUUCUCCUCACACCAGAAUAGCCUUUUGUUCCCGUCCGUCUGCUUCACAGUUCUGCUCGGUUUCCCUUGUGAUCAGUCCAGAGCUUCUUCGAAUGGUCCACAGAGCAACUUGUUCCCAUGCAAGCAGGGAUUCGCUGCCACCUUCUCUUGUGAUUUACUGUACUGCUCAACGCAGAGAGUGUGGGUGACAAAACAGUGGAAAAAAAUCACCUUCCACGGGAAAACUGGAUCAUAACUUUUGCUCAAAAGGGAGAAAAACAUAGGUGCCUUUGCUACAUGAAGUGAAGCACACAGUUUUAGAUUUUUGCAGGACCUGGAUAUGAACUGCACACAUACACAUUACAUAGAUGAAAUUCUCAGUAUCCAAUGGCAAGAUGAGAUGGUUGACCCUGUCAGAAAACUAAUUCGACAGUCUGAAAGCACAAUUUUCCAAUCAUCUUUUUGGAUGUAAACUUUUAUCCCCGAAUUUUAAAAUUUUGAAGCAUUAUAUAAUGCUUGCUUUACUAAAAAUUAAAUUCGAUACAUGAUUUUUAACAAAACGAAACAAAACAAGACAGAACCCCACCUUGAGUUUUAUUUGUUUCUUUGAAUUCAGUGUGUUGUUACUCUUUGUCUACUAAGUCUAGAAUUUUGUACAUUAGGUAAUUUUGAAAGCACUCAGCAAUAUAAUCUUUACAGAAUUAACAAAAUGCCAUUAUACUGUCAUUUGUCAGAUCUGAAUGGCCUUAUAUAGUAUUUACUUGGCUUUUGCAUGUGACGUAUUUGCUUUUAACGAAACAUCUAAUUUAUUCCGAUAUAAAAUAGGAUUAAGAGAGAUCUACUGAUGGUAUGGAAUCCAUAGAUUUUUUUUUUAAUUCACCUGCUAUCUUUUACACUAGGUUCUCAUAGUACAACUCUUUGUUUUCUCCACUCCCUUUAAAUUUGACUCUGACUGCUAAAAUUCAACCAUAUCCUCUAAAUAAAUUAAUACUAAUGUGAUGCAUUAUGCCGAGAAUGGGUUCACUUUCCAUUGGAAUAUAACCUUCAGAAUUAUAUCUAUGUAUUCUUUUUUAUUGGAGAUUAAGAUUUAAGGAUGGUCGAAAGUAAAUUAUAACUCCCUGCUUAAACAGUAAAAACUAUAAAUGUUAACAAAUAUGUUGAAAAUGUGUUUACUCCAUUAUAUUCCUAUUUUAAGGAAUUUGGUUGUGUUUCCUUUCAGCUCUUAACAUUUGGUUACCUUUAUUAGACUGUUAAGCUACCCUGGCAUCAGAAAUCCUAGCUCCUUCCAUUCUCCACUGCUUAUUUUUGUAAAGUAGCACGAAUAAAUAACUCCAGAAUAAUGCAGAUUUGUUGCUCACAGCACUCCUUAACUGGAAUUCUUGAAACUUACAGAAUCCAAGAAUGUAAAAUUGUAUUUAAGUCUUUCCUAUUAUGGGAAGAUGAGUUGAUUAAGGUAAGUCUUUAAUUUUCACAUGUCAAUCAAUUUCCUUUUCCCCCAUGCACCCGAUAGCAGGCGUGUGCAAGCUUCAUUCAGGGCUCUGUGACUGUAGAUCCUUUGGAAGUCAGGCCUCCACGGCAGCAAAGUGGGGAUGGGACCCUGCUGAAUAAUUUAGCAAAAGUAGGAAAAAUUAGGUGAUGUAAGCAACAAACUGAACCAUUUGGCCAGAAUACAUACAUACCCUUGUUUGGAUAACCUAACCUACUGAAUGCUUGAAAAAGCUCCAUUUUACUAAAAUGCAUUCUGUACUCAGCAAAAAGUCAGAAAGCUAGCGCACUUUUAUCACUUUUUACAAUAGAACUUGACUUGUGCUUAGAAGUUAUUAUAGAAAACUCAAAUUCCUAUUGAAGUAAGCACUAUGCAGUUGCUUACAAAGUCCUAUCAUAACGUAAGAGUUCAACUUCUGUAAAUGAAAACAUUAGAAUUUAAUAUGAGAAAUUCUCAUGCUGGGUUAGCCAAGUACACGAAGUAUAUAACACAAGAAGUUUUGAGAAAUCAUGGGUGCUAAUCACUGUGUUAUGGACCUUUUAGGAAAACACUGUGCAUUAAUUUGGACAUAUUCAAGUUCUAAACAUCCCUCAAUUAAAACAAUUAGAAAGUUUUUUUAGUCAAAUGGUAACAAUUCUUUUGAUUAGUAAUUAGCGCUGUUUCUAAUCUCAGCUCUGUCCUCUACUGAUCAGUGAGCUGAUUUAGGCGGUCUGGGGAUAUCUCCAGACUCCAGUUUACUCAACUAUACGACAAAAGUACUGAGUCAAAUGGUCUCUUGAGAUUCCUUCCAGCUCUAGCAUGUUCUAAUUCCAAGAGCAAAAAUUUUAGGAGGUGGAAGGGCCGCUGAAAUGUAAAAUUAUAUGUCAUAAGAGGAGAAAAAAGGAAAGAGAAUGAGGAGACAAACGGUAUAAAAUCCAAUUCCAGUGACGGGCUGUCCAAUUUCACAUUCAAAUAGGUUAUGAAAUGGUAUAGACACAAUUUGAAAUACAUGUUAAGAGAUUUAGACUAGGUCUGAAUGAUGUAAAAAUAUCUGUUUGAUUUAGUACAAAAAAUUGUGAUACAGAUGGCUUUUCCUAUCCAACACUGAGUGGUUGGUUUAAAUUACUCGACUGGCUGUUUUAGAUUCCUGAAAAUCUAAGUAUAGACUCAGCCUCAGAGUUUGAGUUUCUAUUGAAGGCAUAGACGAUUGCUCCUAAAAGUCCUUCAUUUCCUCAUAAAUGAAGGCUUGGUUCUUUCCUAUUACAGAGUUUCUUUAACUGCAGACUAAACAGAUUCAUCAUAUUUCUCCAAUAGCAUUUUUUUAUAUGACAACACAUAUAAAUAUAGUGCAGUUUACUCAGAUGCAGGUUUCAUCUUUCCUAAAUUUAACUCGGAAAAAAAUAAUUCCUUUAAGGUGUCCCACAUAGAUAACAAACUCUGUUAUCCUGGAUAAGGCAGGAAGAGAAGAAGGGAGGAAGGCAGGCCCACAGGCAGGGAGUAUACAAGGAAAGAAAGGGAUUGACAGUAUUCCUAGCAUUAAAAUUUUUAGCUGGGAAUGAAUAAACAGCAAGUAUUUGAGCUCUGAUUCUGGGGCGGUUGAAAGGAGAGAAGCAAAGAAGACACACUAUUCUUUGUUCUUUUAGAAUAUUUAAAUGAGACACGCUCAAAAAAAUAUACUUCCAGAUUUCCUGUUUCUUUUGCUCAACCUCUCUAAAAUUUCUACCCUGUACUUCUUGGUCCUAUCCCCCCCCCCUUAUUUUAUUAGGAACCACAAGCUUGAUAGUUUGGUACAUAAUUAUUUAUUGAAGGAUUUAAGAUCAAUCUAUACUUCGACUUUUACACUAAUCAGGAAAUCUUAGAUUUCAGUCCCCCAAAUCUCUGAAAACGGAGCCUGGAGUUUGAGUUCUAGUUCUGCCCUUAUCUACUCAAGAAAGGUACUUAAGGAAUGUGCUUCGUUAUCUCAGCCACAGUUUACUUACCUGUGAGAGUGGUACAGACAACUAGAAGUUUCCUUUGGUUACUUUCAUCUCUAAAUUUCACUGAUUCACUCAAGAAGAGACUCAGCAAUCUUGAGUUCAGUAGCAUCGUCUAAACUAGCAUUAGUGAUCUUCUCUACCUUAACAUGUUGGUUGUAAACGUUAAAAUGCGGAUCUUUCCAGCACCCUGCUCCUUAAUCCUUUUUCUAUAUUCUUUCUUGCUCUUACCUUGUGGACACUAAUGUCUCUUUUAGAAAUAAUGCUUCAUUGACAGGCUUCAGUACUAUGGUUGACAUUAAAUAUAUGAAAGAGAAUAUAUUUGGGUCUCAUUAACAAUGACUGUUUAGGAAAUUCAUAGAGAUAUUUACCAAAUAUUAAUACUCUAUUGGUCAUUCUGUUCCUACUUUAUCCCCAUCAGACUAAAAAGCACUGGUCUUCUGAAGAAAAGGUAAUUUGAUCACCAAAGUCAGUUGCUGAAUUUGUAUAACCAUUCAAAUUUGCUGCAUAUUUUACCCUCUGAAUUACUCAAUUGGACUGUGCCUCAUUUCAUAAAACUGGCAUUGGAUGCAAUAAAAACUCCUCAUGGAUUGUGUCACUGCAAACAUGGAAUCUCUGUGUGAAGCAGCAGUUGGGAGAAGACUGGAGAGUGUUUAAUGCAUUUAAGUGCUAUAUUUUAUAACAGUGUCAGUAUCCUAAUAUUAAAUUAUUAAAAUAGCUGAAGAUAUUUAUUGGCCAAAUUUUCUAUACAGCCAUCAAAGCCAAAUUCACAUUUGAGUUACUUAAGAGUAAGGCCUUACCUUAUUCUUCCAGCAGCUUUGGUCUAAUUCGAAUUGUUCAUGUGACCAUAUUUAAAAGAUACCUGGAGAACGUAUUUUCUCUAUGUAGUAGUAUAUGAUAGUAAUGUAUAUUGCAUAUAUUGCAUAAUAUCAUUAUCACAAAGUAAAAUGAUAUUGUAUUUUUAUUCUUUUAAAAUAAUCAUAAACUAAUGAAUGACCUCAUUGAACACUGUUAUUCAUAUUGUUUUAUACUGCAGUUCAUUAGUUAUCUAAAUAUCAAAGACCAAAGACUGGGAUUUCUAUUGUAUUUAGCUCUGUAACCCUGCUGCUUCUACUAAUUUAUUCAAAUGAAUAGGAGGGCUUAUAAUUAUAACAUGAGGCAGUAAACAUCCUCCGUGCAGGAUUCUGAGCUGUAGAUCAUUAAUUACCGUUGUGGUUUUGGAAGGAAAAUUUUGUUAGUAUAGUCCACUUACCUUUUAUACAUGCAUAAUAAGCUCCUUGAUACUCAUAAGACCAGUAUAUAAAGACUAUAUCCUAAAAUGGGCACCGGAUGGAUUUACUCAGCGGAGUUUCAACUUUCAUUGCUUGGUAAAAAUUCUUUGGAGAAUGUAAUUAAUUUGAAAUACUUUCAGAACCAGAGGGCUAUUUUUUAAGUGUUGAUUGAAGCAGUUCCACUCUUUGAGAAAGUCAAUGAAAAACAUGAAAGGAAAUGAGGUAUAAUGAACUGUGAUCAUUUAUGUUUUUGCAGUCUUAAUACCUCAUUUGUCUGAAUAUUUAUAAAUAAGAGCCAAACAGGGUUGAAGAUGUGCAAGGACAUUCGCUAACAAUGGAGAUACAUAAUUUCAAGUUUGAGUGUCUCGUUAUUUAUACAAUUCUUUAAACCAGGUUCACUACUCAUUUAUUUUGUUUUGUAAUUUUCAUGUAAAUGUUUUCUUGUAUAUAUAGAUAUAUGAAAAAUGGAACUAUUUUCUUACACAUACUAUGCAAUAUGUUUGUAAAAUUGCAAUAUUACCAAAAUACAAAAGCUGUGCUUUUGUACUCUAUCUUGCUUUAUGUAAAAUCAAUCUUUUUCUAUUUCAAUGGACUACCUGUCCCAUAAACUGUAGAUAACCUAUCUAUUCAAAAAUCAGUCUAUUGUAUCUUUUGUUUAGUUUGGGGUGGAUUGGGUUCUAUUUCUUUUGGGAGAAAACGCACCAGUUUGGCAGUUGGAAACUUUGUUUUCCUCAAAAAAUGAGACCUUUGAAGCAUGCAAUGAGCUCAUAUAAUUUAAGAUCUCUCCUGUAAUACUUGUAUUUUGUCCUGAUUUUGGUGCUACUGUGUAACCAUGAUUAAACGUGAUAGUCAAAACAAA
Herpailurus yagouaroundi (jaguarundi) is the source of this 7431-nucleotide messenger RNA. It is a transcript of the gene SGCZ, whose product is annotated as sarcoglycan zeta. NCBI's taxonomy places the organism in Eukaryota, Metazoa, Chordata, Mammalia, Carnivora, Felidae. Gene Ontology annotation, biological process: heart contraction; cardiac muscle tissue development. Gene Ontology annotation, cellular component: sarcoglycan complex; sarcolemma. The transcript is spliced from 8 exons. The record is from RefSeq and is a predicted model, not a curated record. Bases 976 to 1875 code for a protein of 299 amino acids.